AUGUCUCGCAAUCGCCAGGACGGCCUCGAAUGGGAAGCGAGGGUCAUCGGUCUCGUCCCGCGGUGGUCCAAAGAACCCUCGAUUGAGGCUAUCGAGCACGUUUGCCGCCAGCAACUCGUGAUCCCGCCCGCGGAGUCCUGCACUGUCUCGCUCCGCACUGAAGAUGCGAUGCACAGGCUCUACUCGGUGUCUGGUACCGGCCGGUCGAUGUUGAUGAAGGUCUUACUACCAGUAUAUCCUCACUUCAAGACCCGCGGGGAGGUUGCGACGCUGCAAUGGGUGCGAGGCCAUACCAACAUCCCUGUCCCAACCGUGGUGGCCUUUGACGACAGCAACCACAACCAAAUUGGCUUCGAAUGGAUUCUCAUGGAGAUGAUGCCCGGCAUUCCAGCCCGCCGGCGCUGGCGAACCCUGGCGAUGGAGAGCAAAAUGGCCAUGGUGCAGCGUCUUGCCGAGUUUCAGGCCGAGUUGUCCCGCCGCGGCCAAUCGGACGAUGCGUUCAAGAACAUCGGGACUCUGGAUUUGGAGGCUGAGGGAGCUCUCGCAACCGUCGUCCCUGGCCGGCUGGUCACCGACGAGUUGUACAUGCGCAAUCGCCUCAACUACGACCUUCCCCGAGGGCCCUUUCGCUCGAGUCAUGACUGGUUGCACGCCAACCUGCGCCUCAUCAUCCUAGAGAAGGCGGCGAUCAUCAAGCAGGGGAACCAUGACGAUGCUUCAAGCGAGGCUGGAAGCGAUGCGGAGGAUGCAGAGGAUGCAGAGGAAGUUCAGGAAGCAGCCCAGCGACUCUUGUCCCUCCUUCCCAACAUCUUCCCUCCCACCCAGGAGGACGCCGUAGCGACGGCUCUCUACCACGAUGGCCUGACCUUAAGCAAUAUUCUACUGAGCGAGCAAGGUGAGAUCACGGCUCUUCUUGACUGGGAGGGUGUCUCGGCGAUGCCAACCUGGAUGGCGACCAUACCACCUCGCUUUCUCUCGGGUCAAAUACGGGAGGAUGAGCCGAUCAAGGACGAGUACAUGAAUGAAGAGACGGGCGCGGAAGCUUCGGAUGAACACAGUGACCCGGACAAACUGGACGAUGAGGGCAAAAACGAACUCUACUGGAUCCAUCGGAUGGAGUAUGAGACAACGCAGCUUCGAAAGAGAUAUCGAGUGAGGAUGAGGCAGCUUUGGCCUGACUGGCCCGAGGAGGAGAACUAUAGACAAGUGGACUUUUUCGAGGCAUUCCUACAAUGUAAUGGAGAGGUUUUUAUCAAACAAGUGAAUCAGUGGGUUGAUCGCUUGGAAAAAGGGGAUUCAGUUCGAUGGACGGAUAUGUUUGAGACAGAAUUUGGUGUAUAA
Messenger RNA from Hymenoscyphus albidus, 1341 nucleotides. Lineage: Eukaryota; Fungi; Ascomycota; Leotiomycetes; Helotiales; Helotiaceae. The record is from the annotation of a GenBank genome assembly.